AUGGAGUCAGCUACUAGGUUUGAAGUGGGAAGAGGAAGAGUCGAUGAAGGGAAGCAGCAGCAAAGGGACUUCUUUAAAAUGCCACUGCACUACCCAAACUAUUCAAAAGCCGACUACGACAGCAUGCCUGAAUGGAAGCUCGACCGCCUUCUGUCUGAGUACGGCCUUCCAGUUGUUGGAAGUGUGGAGCACAAGAAGAAAUUUGCCAUGGGAGCUUUCCUUUGGCCUCACUAA
Messenger RNA from Prunus armeniaca (apricot), 234 nucleotides. NCBI's taxonomy places the organism in Eukaryota, Viridiplantae, Streptophyta, Magnoliopsida, Rosales, Rosaceae. The record is from the annotation of a GenBank genome assembly.